AUGUUGGGAAGGGGGGGGGGAGAUAUGGGUGUGGUGGUUGUUGUGGAAAGCUUGGCUCUUUCUCGUGUGUGUUUGAUUGUGUGUGUUUGGAUGGUGGAUAUAUGGUGGGGGGUGAUGUUGGUAUUUGGAAAUGGGGGGGGGGGAGGGUUUGGGGGGGUGGUGGUGUGUUUAUUUGGGGGGGGGGUGUGGGGUGGUGGGGUGUUUGAUGGGGGUGGUGUGGGGGUUGGUUGGGGGGGUGGUUUGGUGAGUGGUUUGGGGUUUUUGUGUGGGUGGUUUAGGGGUGGUUGGAAGGUUUGA
Knipowitschia caucasica is the source of this 297-nucleotide messenger RNA. The record is from the annotation of a GenBank genome assembly. Lineage: Eukaryota; Metazoa; Chordata; Actinopteri; Gobiiformes; Gobiidae.